AUGGGUAACCAAUAUGUGAAGCCGCCUAGGGAGGGUAAUUCUCCGUAUACCCGAUCGGGGGUACCUCCUCCAGCUUUAGUGAAGACAUCGGACAAACCAGUUCAUCGAGUCAAUGACCCUAUGUCUUUGGAACUACACAUGGCGGAUGAGCGUGUCCGAGCUGCUGGUCUUAGUCCAGCUGAAAGAGAAUGGCGAAUGAAAUGGCUCAAAGAUCAGCACUUGCAUCCUGACGAGCCAAUCGUAGUAGACGCUGUACACCGUCAGCUAAAUCCUAUUCGUAUUCUCUAUAGGUGGCCUUGGGACAAGCUUUAUCUUCACUUCCUCAAGCCAACAUUCGGAGUUUACUAUGGAACAGUUAUUCGAGUUUUUGUACCCAAGGCCAUCAUGGCAUUCAUUGCCUUGGAAACGAUCUAUUACUAUUGGAAAUACGAAGUGAAGGACUGGCAACAUCUUCGUGGUAUUGAGACUUCGCCUCUUAGACAAGUAAUCACCAAUGAAGUGGAGAUAAACGAGAAGUAUCCUGGAUUGAUCAAGCAAGCUCUUGAAGAGCCGGGCAAACACAGAUAUUUCACGUAUGUAUUCCUGUAUCUUUCUUUGUAUUGA
Haemonchus placei is the source of this 603-nucleotide messenger RNA. The record is from the annotation of a GenBank genome assembly. Lineage: Eukaryota; Metazoa; Nematoda; Chromadorea; Rhabditida; Trichostrongylidae.